AUGGUUGGGGAUCACUGCAGCCUCCCCAGUGAACGGCCCGUCCUCGCCCAGAGUCCCAAACCCGGAUUAAGCUGCAAAAUGGUCCUGCAGGCGGUGGGCAAAGUGCUGCGGAAGUCCAAGGGAAAGCCAAAUGGUAAAAAGCCAGCACCGGAAGAGAAGAAACUUUACCUAGAGCCAGAAUACACAAAAUCCAGAAUUACUGACUUCGAAUUUAAGGAGCUAGUGAUGUUACCACGAGAAAUAGACCUCAAUGAGUGGUUAGCCAGCAACACAACAACUUUCUUUCAUCACAUCAACUUACAGUAUAGUACAAUCUCAGAAUUCUGUACAGGAGAGUCAUGUCAGACCAUGGCAGUGUGCAAUACACAGUACUACUGGUAUGAUGAGCGGGGAAAGAAGAUCAAGUGUACUGCUCCUCAGUAUGUUGACUUCGUCAUGAGCUCAGUGCAGAAACUAGUGACAGAUGAGGACGUCUUUCCAACAAAAUACGGCAAGGAAUUCCCAAACUCGUUUGAGUCCCUCGUGAAGAAGAUCUGCAAGUACCUGUUCCAUGUGCUGGCCCAUAUCUACUCCUCACACUUUAAGGAGACUUUGGCACUGGAGCUGCACGGACAUUUAAACACGCUCUACACACACUUUAUCCUAUUCAUCAGGGAGUUCAACCUCGUGGACCCUAAAGAGACCACCAUCAUGGAUGACCUCACAGAGGUCCUCUGCAGCAGCAGUGGGAGCAGCAGUAAUGGGAGCGGCAAUGGGAGCAGCAACAGCGCAGGAGCACAGAACCAUGUGAAAGAGAGAUGA
Messenger RNA from Nipponia nippon (crested ibis), 801 nucleotides. RefSeq names its product MOB kinase activator 2 (gene MOB2). The record is from RefSeq and is a predicted model, not a curated record. Lineage: Eukaryota; Metazoa; Chordata; Aves; Pelecaniformes; Threskiornithidae.